This is a messenger RNA of Xenopus laevis (African clawed frog), 3567 nucleotides long. RefSeq names its product ectonucleotide pyrophosphatase/phosphodiesterase 3 L homeolog (gene enpp3.L). Lineage: Eukaryota; Metazoa; Chordata; Amphibia; Anura; Pipidae. Gene Ontology annotation, cellular component: plasma membrane; extracellular region. Bases 238 to 2865 code for a protein of 875 amino acids. Gene Ontology annotation, molecular function: nucleic acid binding; nucleoside triphosphate diphosphatase activity; hydrolase activity. Gene Ontology annotation, biological process: nucleoside triphosphate catabolic process. The record is from RefSeq and is a predicted model, not a curated record. The transcript has 25 exons.
UUAUGCAUGACAAGUAGACAGAUAAAAUAUCUUAGUCUUUGACCCAAUGUUUCACCACUAUUUGCUUGAUGUUUGUGACAGCAAAAUGUGUCCACCCUUUAAAUAAAGCAAUUCUUUUUUUUAUUAUUCAUUGUGGCCAGGUAAAGACGUAUUUGUUUUCAUCUAAAACUCAGGACACUUCACAUUGUAGAAAGAUUUAGCAAAGCUGCUUGCAACAAUUAUUUUCAAACUGAGAAGAUGGAUUCAUCAACUCUAAGCUUAGAGACUAACAAACCUGUUAAGAAGAAAGGACUGAAUAAAUAUAAGAUAUUGUCUGCAGUUCUGUUGGUUGCCUUGGUAGCCAUGUCUCUUGGCUUAGGUUUAGGACUGGGACUAAAGAAAAAUGAGAACCCUGAACCAGCCCUAGUCACCUGUAGGAACCGAUGCAGUGAAGCACCGAGUGGGAGGGGUAUUGAUUGUCGUUGUGACUCUGAGUGUACCAAACAAGGAAACUGCUGUUUUGACUAUGAUGAUCUGUGUCUAAAACCAAAGGAGGUAUGGACUUGCAGCAAGCUGCGGUGUGGAGAGAGGAGAAUAUCUGGUAGCCAUUGUUCCUGCUCUAGUGAUUGCCUGACACAAGGCGAUUGUUGCACCAAUUAUAAAACAGUUUGCCAAGGUGACACAGCCUGGGCAUUAGACCCGUGUCAAGCCUCUACUGAGCCACAGUGUCCAGUUGGGUUUGAUCUACCACCAGUAAUACUUUUUUCACUGGAUGGAUUUCGAGCAGAGUACUUACAAACCUGGGAACAUCUGAUGCCAAAUAUUAGACAACUAAAGAAUUGUGGAACCCAUUCAAAAUAUAUGAGGUCCAUCUAUCCAACCAAAACUUUUCCAAAUCACUACACAAUUGUAACAGGUCUGUAUCCAGAAUCCAAUGGUAUAAUCGAUAAUAACAUGUACGAUGUCAAUAUGAACAAACACUUUUCUCUUUCUGGAAAUGAGAAAUUCAACGAGUCAUGGUGGAAUGGCCAGCCGAUCUGGUUGACAGCCAUGUAUGAAGGAUUGAAAGCUGGCACUUUCUUUUGGCCUGGAUCGGAUGUUGCUAUAAAUGGUUCUUUCCCUUCAUUAUACAAAUUAUACAACAAUUCUGUUGUAUAUGAGGAAAGAGUGUCCAACAUACUAAACUGGCUUGAUCUUCCAAGAAAUCAAAGGCCAGAUUUCUAUACAUUGUACAUCGAGGAGCCAGAUUCUUCAGGGCAUACCUACGGACCCGUUAGUGGUGGUGUAGUUGAAUCACUUCUUCUUGCUGAUAGAAUCAUGGGGAUGCUGUUGGAUGGACUAAAGCAAAGGAACCUGCAUAACUGUGUCAACCUGCUAGUGGUUGCUGAUCAUGGAAUGGAAAAAACCUUUUGCGACAAGUUAGAGUACAUGACUGAUUAUUUCAGCAACAUCAAUCUUUUCUACAUGUAUGAUGGGCCUGCUGCCAGGAUACGUGCUCGAACUGUGCCACAGGAUUACUUUACCUUUGAUUCUGCAGGAAUUGUAAAAAAUCUUACAUGUAAAAAACCUGUUCAGCACUUCAAGCCUUACUUGACUCCUGACCUUCCCAAGCGAUUCCACUAUGCUAAUAACAUUCGGAUUGACAAGGUUCAUCUCUAUGUGGAUAGGCAGUGGCUGGCUGUAAGGGACAAGACAUACACUUUUUGUGGAGGAGGAAAUCAUGGAUAUGACAAUGAAUUCAAGAGCAUGGAGGCUAUAUUUGUAGGACAUGGCCCUGGGUUUAAAAGGGGAGUGGAAGUAGAAGCUUUCGAAAACAUUGAAGUCUAUAAUUUAAUGUGUGAUUUACUGCAAAUUCACCCAGCUCCUAACAAUGGAACCCAUGGAAGCCUCAACCAUUUAUUAUCUAAACCGUUUUACACACCCACUUUUCCUCCUGAGAAAUCCAAUCCAUUAAACUGCCCCGUCUCUUCUCAAGCUCCAGAUUUAGGCUGUGCCUGUAAUUCUGCUGUAAAUGAAAGCACCAUGAAUGACAGAUUAAAUCUUGACCAGAACAGCAUUACACAAACAGAAGUGCUUAACAUGCCAUUCAGUCGACCAAAGAAUGUUCAAGAAAACAGCAGCUACUGCCUUCUUCACCAGCAUGGCUAUGUUAGUGGGUACAGCCACGACAUCUUAAUGCCACUCUGGAGUGCUUAUACAGUAGAAAAGGGAGAUGGAUCUCCGUUGCCUCCUACACUAACAGACUGUCUGAGAGCCGAUGUAAGAAUCCAGGAGGCAAAGAGCCAGAAAUGCUCAGACUACAAGCAAGACCUGAGCAUUACCCACGGCUUCCUCCAUCCUCCCAAUUUAAACAGGAGUGAAUUGGAACAGUAUGAUUCAUUGCUCACAAGUAACAUUGUUCCAAUGUACCAUGAGUUCCAAAGGAUAUGGUUUUAUCUGCAUGACAUAUUACUUCCUAAAUAUGCUUUGGAAAGGAAUGGAGUCAACGUGAUCAGUGGACCUAUAUUUGAUUAUAACUAUGAUGGCAAUGUUGAUGCUCUGAGUCAAAUAAAACAAUAUGUUCAAGACACUCAAAUCCCUAUACCAACACACUACUUUCUGGUGCUGACAAGCUGUCAAGAUGUUGCCAGUACUCCUUUGAACUGCUCCACUUCACUGGAUGUCUUGUCCUUUAUCAUCCCACACAGAAUAGAUAAUAGUGAGAGCUGUGCCGAAAAUAAGCCAGAGUCAGAGUGGGUAUUAGAAAGGCUCCAUGCACAUGCAGCACGUGUCAGAGAUGUUGAGUUACUUACCGGGCUGGACUUUUACCAAGAACAAAAGCAAUCUGUGCAGGAAAUCUUACAACUCAAAACAUUUUUGCCAACCUUUGAAACUGCUAUUAACUGAAAAACAGCACAUUGCCAGGCAUAUUUAAGGAAAUUUACCAUAUUCCAGGGCAGUUUCCAUUUAUAUUUAAAUUGUAUGUAUACACACACACAUAUCAUGGGGUCUGAUUACUAAAUGUCGAUAUGAAAACAUGCAUUAUCACCUAAAACAGAAAGUAAUAUCUCAUUUCCCAGCUGAUCAAUGUAGUCCUGCAUGAGUUCUUUAUAUGAGGUGUAACCUGUAAUCAGAUAAAAAUUUGUGAGAUUUUCAGAUAAAACAUUAUCACCUUAUUUAUCAACUUAAAUGUAGAAAAAUAUUGUAGAUAAUGCAAAUGUUAAAUUGUUGGUGAGCUGCUGAGGCUUGUACACUGACAGCAGGCUGCUAAUCCCUAUUAAUAUGUUAAUUAUGUUUGUAUACUGCAACUAAAAGAGGAGUACAAUGAAAUUAUACUGCUUUCUGGUCAUAACUCACAUUUUCUUAUUUAUAUGGAGUAAAAAUGCACAGAUUAACACAUAAUUUUAAAGGACAAAAGAGCAUCAUUAAUCAUGCAAUACCCAAAGGAAACAUAACAGUUGAUCAUUCAUUAAUUUAUCUCACACCUUAGCCACCAUAUGUGAAUAUACCCUUAUGUAUUCCAUCUCUGCAUGUGUGUAUUUAUACAUAAUGUGUGACCUGCCAACUUGUCAGUUCAACAGAAGAUAAAUUAAAGAACUAACUUACUUG